AUGGUGCAAAGCUACAUGCAGACUGUGGAUUCGUGGAUGCUUGCGUUCCAAUUCUGGGACUUUGCUGUCUGCCUACCGAACGAAUGGAGCCUGCUCUACCUUCCAGAAGCGCGGAGAUGGAUUCGGAGUCAUCGACCUCCCUCCGUAGGCACGAUUUUGUGAGUGAUCGUCGACCUUUGCUACCACCUCCAAGAACUUAAUCUGCUUCGAGGUGACCAGCUUGGAAUGA
Molecule: messenger RNA, 229 nt
Organism: Ceraceosorus bombacis
Lineage: Eukaryota; Fungi; Basidiomycota; Exobasidiomycetes; Ceraceosorales; Ceraceosoraceae
Source: the annotation of a GenBank genome assembly